Molecule: messenger RNA, 4760 nt
Organism: Amoebophrya sp. A120
Lineage: Eukaryota; Dinophyceae; Syndiniales; Amoebophryaceae
Source: the annotation of a GenBank genome assembly
GUGCCUAGUACUCACCACUGUAGUCGUACUCGUACAACUGCUUAAUCAUCGGAAAGGACCACUUCUAGUGUCACGUAUAAGGCUCUACGACUUUCAUGAAAAUUUCAAUAUCGUUUUCUGUCCAACGAACCCACGACAACAGCAGGCCUUGCGUUUUUUUCCCGGGAAGAGGAAACAAGAAGGACAAAACUACACUCAGAGUUGUAAAAAACUCGUUGCGAGAACAAUCUCUGUCAGUUCGGUGUACUACCGAAUUUGUAAAAGAUCGAAAACAACAAGUGACCACACCGAUAGGUUUUCUACCAGAAGUAGAGAGCUGCAUCAACAACCAUGAAGACGUUCGCGAAGAUUGCGGGUGCGACCACCGUAUGGAUUGCAAAAAUGUCUGGGUCUGGAAGAUUGCGAGACUUGUCAUGCUUGUCUGGCAUGACAAAAAAGUUUGUAAUGCGUGCCCAAGAAGAGACGCUUUUGCCUGUCAUGCAAAAACGCAGUUUCUCAUGCGAAAAACGCAACACAAAGAAGCGCAGAUAUUUCUCAUGCUUGGUUGUGCAUUACAGAGCAUUCACUCUUCCCAACACAGCAUCACAAGUUUCCAGACCCAGACAUUUUUACAUUUGAUACACCGUCCUGACCCCCCUGGGAGGGGGCGCCGGCGUCCACGGUGCGAAGAACAAGAAGUUAUCCGAGAAAGAAAAGGCUAGCGCGUCAGCUUUGUCAUGCAGUUCUGAGAACGCAAAAAAAAAAGAAGCUUGCAUGACGAGUGAUCAACACGUGCUCCCACUAGGGCCGUAGAGGCGGCCCGCGCAUGACUGCUUUUUAUUUAUCUUUUUGCGUUCUUAUUCUUGCCUGCGAAGUAUGAUAUGCUAGCACUUUACGCUUGGAUAGAUGUCCGCCACGCACGCCUGGCAGGGAAGUGAAACCUAUCACCAGGAAAAUUCCGACUUCGACACGCCCAAAGACAAUUUGUAUAGCAUGCUUUCCUGAGCCUGCUAUGUGGUAACAGGUAAAUUAUGCGCAUGUAGUAAUAAGGCUUAUUUGCAAUAGUAUAACAACUAUGCUUCUACUGUGUUCUGUACAAGAAAUGGCAUUGCAGAUUGUCGAAAUAGGGAACAGCAACUAUACUAGCAACAGCUCAAAUACAAAAACAAAUGCGUCUACGUUGGCUGCGUGUUAUGAGUCGAGUUUCCCGCGUGAUAAAACUUCGCCGGCGGGGUUCGUCCAAGUCGACCGCCGCGGGAAAGCCGGGGUGACCGCGACGUGCACGAUCCAGUUUGCCGACGCGAAGACCACCUGCUGCAACGGGGAGGAUUUGGUUCAGGGGGACUGCCAUGACAAGUGUCAAGAGAUGUUGGACUACGGACUUAUCGAACCUUGCGGGAAGGUAAGAAUGGUUUGUUCGUGCGUCCAAACCUCCCCGGUUCUCAUGCUACUGCUCUGGUGAUUUUUCGCCAGCUCCCAUCGGUCAUGCCAUGAUCUUGGUCGCUAUAAAUACUUAUUUACACAGUGAGGCCGCCGUCGCGAACGGCCAUUUCUACGUUCUCACUUCGCUGUGUCCUUUGCAUGCCUUGGCGUUUCUGCCCAGGAACUCCAAUUUCUUCGACGCUUCUGGCACCUUUUCUAACACGAAGAAAAGCGAAGCCUGUUUGGCUUUUCCAGUAGUGAAUCGCGAGGGAACUACUUCAGGAUGAGUAACCGCUUGGACGAAAAAUGAAACAGCCCUGCCGACAUCAAAAGUGCCGCCCUUCUGCGGUCCCCACCGCCCCAGAUUGCCGCUAUUUCGGAAGUACACCCAAAGGAAUUGCGCGCAAGAAACAUCAGCGCGGCCGUAUGGCCUGGUCGUGAUUUUUCACCAUGGUAGGCGACCGGACCGCGAAGGCGGCUGCCUUUACAGCAGUUUCUAGGUCUGGCUGCGCACUUCGAAAACAAAGCAAAACGGAAGAAAAGCCGGCGCGCCAAGUGCCUGAAUGCCUUCCGCAUCUCACUGGGGCAAUGUUUGGCUCUUUGGUGGCGCCCCGUUGGGCGCCGAAAGCGGACCCGGGCCGUCAGGGAUGGUUUUCAGAACCAAAUUGCUAAUUUUGCUUGCGCGGCUUGCCCAUUGGGCGAUACGCGAUGGGACGGGGCGCAGUACGCGGGGCGUGGCGAUGGUCAGAAAUGCUAAACAGCAGCAGAGGUGGCGUAGCAAAGUCGCUGUUCGGGGUUUCCGCAUUUGUGCGGCUGGUUCUCGGCGGCUGCCUCCGUGCCACUGACGAAGCAAAAGGCGGUCCCGAAAGGUCACCGUGGCUGCAUGUUGGCUGGCCGGACGGUUUUAGACUCUGUUUUGCCCCAAGGCAGCACCAGUUCGCCGGCCUCGCUACCUCAGCCAUGACGGUCUUUAUUGGCAGCAGAAUCAGCAUCAGCUGGCUAUCAGCCUGAUUGAUAGAGGCCAUGGCGCAGGCCCUUUCUCGUUCUGCUUUAUUAGGGCCUGCUACCGUUUUCGCCACCGCCGUUUCGUGCCUUCAGUUUAUUGAUUUUCGUUUUGAGGAGCGUGACUAUGUAUAAGAAAGACGCUUAUUAGCAUUUAAGCACGUGGCGCACGACGUGCGUGGCUUUGGCUAAGCGCUCAUGUUUCUGAGUGUUUGCAUGAAGCCGGACGAUUCAUCAAUAUGCAAGUCGUAAAGAGGCUGUGGGGGAGUUUGAUGUUUUCAUCCAUACGCCGGCGCGAAAGCCGAAGAAGCGCUCGAUGCGAAAGCAGAGCAGAAGAUGCGCAUGGACAAGUACAUGGAGCUCUGCCAAGGCGCAUGGGGAAAAGGGAAAAGCGAGAAUGAGUGGAGCCCGGAAUGCACGUCCAUCUUCGGGCCGCGCACGAUGGCUGAUGGAGGUCUUCAGGGAUAGAUUGAAGUCGAAUACUUCGGACAUUGAGCUGCUUAGCUUUCUCUUUUGCUAGUCUUUCGAUGUUCGAAACUCUUGUGUCUUGCGUGCCGUCAUAGAACUACGAACUUCUGUCUUCUGGAAACCAGAACAAUCAUGGCAAAACUUUUAUUUUUACUGAUGUAGCUGCACUUCUACAAGUACAAGUACGACGACGACCUAAACCUAUGCAAAGUUUUAGUUUAUCCUACAGGAAAGCAGCAGCAGCAGCUCUUCCGAUACGACAAGAAUCCUUCCCCGUUCCACAAAAGAAUCGUCCUUCUAGUGCCCUCUUUUCCUCAGUUUAAGAAAAAUAGUCUACACCGCUUUACAACUUUUACUGUUUCACAACAGUUGCUGCUGUUUUCGAAAUGCGGGGUUACUGUAGUAGACUGGGAAGAGCGCAAGCGCAGAAGUAGUCGAUCCGAGCUAAAUCAGGUAUGGAGGUUCUUCUAGUUCGGAACUGUUGUCAUCAGAUUUUUCACGUCGACCUGAUUGCUUUUUUCUUUCUCUUGCCGCCUGUCCUCAGCAGGUAAGGGUAUGAAAUAAACAGCAUCAGGCAAUUGAUUCUAAGGUAAGAUCGUGUUGAUGUAAGUAUUGCAUUAAUCUGCUCGUUUUCGAUUUGCCCAUCUCUGUGCAUUGUUUGCGCAACUUUUUUGUUUACACAGCUACGCAUUUAAGUUAGAGCUACUUGUUUGAGUUAUCAUUCGAAUUUCUUUUUUGAAAAAAUUUUACACAGUUUCGUCUACCCUUUCAACAUGCUCCCCUAUUCUUGCUUCUCUCCAACGACCCACGCCUUUUCGUUACAAUCUCAGUUACAAGCUUUUCCCUAUUUGAUACAGGAAGCGAAGAGCCGCGAUAAUGAAACAGCAUCGUAUGAGUCCUUCACCCGUUAUUUGAUAGUAGCUUGACAAGUGCCCGAGGACGCGCAUUUCCUUUCUGAAAGAAACAGGGAGUUGCUAGGCUAAAAAGCAGCUGCGAUUUUAUUGCAGACGCAGACACUAAGCGCAACUACUCUAAUAUACUUUACGAAACCGGUAGGGAAAGGAGCGCGAAAGUCUAUGCGUAAUUCUCACUUUUCGAGUACCGUCAUGGGGUAAAGUUCAGCUUACGAUUGCGCGUUUGAUUUUCGAAAAGCACUGCAUCACUCGCAUCACUGUAAAUAAUGCGCGCUGGCUUUCCUAGAAGGUUUUCCGUUUAUUUCCUGUAUUUUAGCAUUUGAGUUUCACAUCAUCGCAACUUACAAUUUUUGGAUGGAACGGCCCAUCAGGGGAACACUUAAGCUUUACUCUUGACCGUGAAAAACCCACAAAAAAACAAAAAAAAUAUCGUAUGCCGCAUAAAAAUAAAACGAGCUCGCUGCUAUAUGUCUAUUUGCGCCUUGACUUCGAUACUUGCUCGCCGCCCGCAUGGUUCGUGAUAUUUAGAGUAGACUCUCGACCAGGUAGACGUUUGCAGGUGCGUCUAGAUCUAUGUCUCUCCUGGUUGCAUUUGCCGCUAGAAGAGCUUUCAAUGUAGGAAACAAAUACUAUUCUUGCGGCUGGAAUGGCACGAAAGUCACCUUUAUUUGGUCUGCUCAUCAAAUUGGCGGUACGACAAUGUAGGGCAAACCACGAGCAAUAAGAUUCUAAGACUGCAGCGCGUUGAAAACCGUAAAAAAUAUAACCAGACCGCGAAGAAGAUUUUGAUUUUCCACUUUCAUCAAUCAGCCCUAGUUAUUUAGUCGAGGCAGUGCUUUGAAAGAUUUGUUUCCGUUUGAACGAACUCAUUCCGCGGCCAGGCCAAUGGAAACUGCCCAACUUGCGACCUCGAAGGGUUGAAUCUGAUUCAAACUGUACAUUAUUUUUUGGGAUAACACAAGGAAACAAAAACAU